AUGACUGAACAGGGCCUUGCAAGUGAGAAUCUCAGGAAGUUAAUUUCAGGUGAUGACACAGGGGUAACAGUUGGUAAUGCUGGUAAUGUAGUAGAUGCACUUCUAUACACUGUAUACGGCUCAAAGCUGAGAAAACCGAUUGAUAAGAUACUUGGGGACGAUGGACUCUACACACCGUUCUCUAUGAAUAACAAUCCUAUGUACAUCCUCACACUACCACCGUCAGAUGAGAUUAUGACUGCCCAAGGAGGUGAAGCUAAAGGUGAUUACAAACUAGACAAUCUUGAGUUAGAAUACGAGACAAUUGAAAAUGACAACCUUGCGAGUGAAGUCUCAAGUCUCUAUUCAACAGGCCGCUCACUGUCCUACAAACACGUCACACUUAUGCGUACAAGUAAUUGGGACAAAGAUAGUACAAUUAUCAAUGAGAACAUAAAUAUCCCUAGGAAAAGCAUGUCAGCAAUUGUCCUUCUAUUUACCAACAGAGUGAGAACUGACAGCGAAGAAUAUAUUUACCCAAACAUUGAUAAAGUGAACAUGACCAUUGAAGGUGUGCCUAAUGCAGUCUUCUCCCAAGGACUUCCCAAACAUAGGUUCUUUGAAGAGGCAAAAAGAUUCUUUUGCCCUAUGUGUGAGAAAUCCAUGGCAGACGAAUUUAUGUCCAUCAGUAAGUUCUUCAGUAAUGGCUUCGCUCUAGUGAUCGAUCUCAGGUCAACACAAGAUGAUACCACUGGUGGAGGUAUGAAGAUUGUUAACACACAGUCAGGUGUACUACUGGAAAUUAAAAAGAGAGCCACAACAGCUGACGUUCAAUGCAACAUUUUCGUUGUAUCAGAUGCUCUCCUUAACUUUGCUGAUAGAGAUCUAUCAAGUAUUCAAUACUAA
Molecule: messenger RNA, 885 nt
Organism: Paramuricea clavata
Lineage: Eukaryota; Metazoa; Cnidaria; Anthozoa; Malacalcyonacea; Plexauridae
Source: the annotation of a GenBank genome assembly